Messenger RNA from Meleagris gallopavo (turkey), 340 nucleotides. The record is from RefSeq and is a predicted model, not a curated record. NCBI's taxonomy places the organism in Eukaryota, Metazoa, Chordata, Aves, Galliformes, Phasianidae.
CGGCGCAGUCCGGCCCAGCGGUGCGGUCCGAGGGCGGCGUGGGGCAGCCAUGCCGAAGGCCAAGGGGAAGAACCGGCGGCAGAAGUUCGCUUACGGCCUCAACCGCAAGCGGCUGUACCGCAACGCCAGGCGCAAGGCCGCGCCGCGCAUUGAGUGCUCACAUAUCCGCCAUGCGUGGGACGCGACCAAGUCAGUGGCGCAGAACCUGGCCGAGAUGGGCCUGGCCGGGGACCCCAACAAGGCCGUCCCCAUCGCCAAGAGGCGGCUGCAGGUGAGCGCGGGCGGGACGGGCCGGUCGUGGGCGCGUGUCUGUGGGCUGAGCUGAAUGGGGGAAAAAGGA